Molecule: messenger RNA, 678 nt
Organism: Manduca sexta (tobacco hornworm)
Lineage: Eukaryota; Metazoa; Arthropoda; Insecta; Lepidoptera; Sphingidae
Gene: Cib2
Product: calcium and integrin-binding family member 3
Exons: 5
Coding region: 76-645 (189 amino acids)
Molecular function (GO): calcium ion binding
Source: RefSeq, a predicted model, not a curated record
UCGAGUGUUUCGAAGCCGCGGCAACAGGCUGCUUGGCCGACAUUUUGAUUUAUUUAUUUUUAAAUCGGUGCGGUCAUGGGAAACAAAAUCGUCACCUUUACAGAACAACAGUUGGAGGAUUAUCAGGACUGUACAUUUUUUACCAGGAAAGAAAUACUUAGAGUUUUUAAAAGAUUCCGAGAAGUGAAUCCAGAUUUGGUGCCCAAACGUAUGACUGGAGACCAGGCCCACACAAUCGCUGUGCCCGUUGAGGAAAUAGAGAGAUUACCUGAACUUAAAGAGAAUCCUUUCAAGCGGCGCAUAUGUCAAGUAUUCUCACACGAUGGCUCCGGGAACCUCACGUUCGAGGACUUCCUCGACAUGAUGUCCGUGUUCAGCGAAGCAGCACCGAGGGACAUCAAAGCUUGGUACGCAUUCAGAAUCUACGACCUAGAUGACGACAUGUAUAUAGGCCGAGAGGAUCUACUCGAGGCGACCAGGCUGCUCACCAAAGGGGAGCUUCAUCCUCAGGAGCGCGAGGAGAUCGUGGCCAGCGUGCUCGACGAGGCAGACGUGGACGGCGACGGGCGGCUCUCCUUCAUGGACUUCGAGCAUGUGGUGGUCAGGGCCCCCGACUUCCUCUCCACAUUUCAUAUCAGAGUAUAAUAUUGUGUGUUUUAAUAAAUUUAUAGAAACGUU